Molecule: messenger RNA, 1153 nt
Organism: Nyctereutes procyonoides (raccoon dog)
Lineage: Eukaryota; Metazoa; Chordata; Mammalia; Carnivora; Canidae
Gene: ACOT8
Product: acyl-CoA thioesterase 8
Exons: 6
Coding region: 81-1037 (318 amino acids)
Biological process (GO): acyl-CoA metabolic process; fatty acid catabolic process
Cellular component (GO): peroxisomal matrix
Molecular function (GO): fatty acyl-CoA hydrolase activity
Source: RefSeq, a predicted model, not a curated record
GCCGGAAGAAGGUCGGUGUUCAGUGCGGGAUUCCUCGUGUCCGCUCAGCGCUGUGUUCUGGCCGGCUGCACGUGAACCCCAUGUCGUCCCGGCAGGCUCCCGAGGAUGAGCAGCAGGGCGGCGGCGAUCCCUCCGGGGACCUCCGCAGCGUCCUGGUUACCAGCGUGCUCAACCUCGAGCCGCUAGACGUGGAUCUGUUCAGAGGAAGACAUUACUGGGUACCCACAACCCAGCGGCUGUUUGGGGGUCAGAUUGUGGGCCAGGCCCUGGUGGCUGCAGCCAAGUCUGUGAGUGAAGACGUCCAUGUGCACUCUCUGCACUGUUACUUUGUACGGACAGGGGACCCAAAAGUGCCGGUGCUGUACCAGGUGGAGCGGACGCGAACAGGGACGAGCUUCUCAGUGCGCUCUGUGAAGGCUGUGCAGCACGGCAAGCCCAUCUUCAUCUGCCAGGCCUCCUUCCACCAGACUCAGCCCAGCCCUGCGCGGCACCAGUUUUCCAUGCCCAACGUGCCCCCGCCCGAACAGCUGCUUGACCAUGAGGCCCUCAUCGACCAGUAUUUAAGGGACCCCAACCUCCAAGAGAAGUACCGAGUAGGACUGAACCGAAUUGCUGCCAAGGAGGUGCCCAUUGAGAUCAAGCCAGUAAACCCGCCUACCCUGAGCCAGCUGCAGAGCAUGGAGCCUAAGCAGAUGUUCUGGGUGCGAGCCCGGGGCUACAUUGGGGAGGGCGACAUGAAGAUGCACUGCUGCGUGGCUGCCUACAUCUCGGACUACGCCUUCCUGGGCACAGCGCUGCUGCCUCACCAGUGGCAGUACAAGGUGCACUUCAUGGUCUCUUUGGACCACUCCAUGUGGUUCCACACUCCCUUCCGAGCUGACCACUGGAUGCUCUAUGAGUGUGAGAGCCCCUGGGCUGGUGGCUCCCGGGGGCUGGUCCAAGGGCGGCUGUGGCGUCGGGAUGGCGUCCUGGCUGUGUCCUGUGCCCAGGAGGGUGUGAUCCGAGUGAAGCCCUGGGCCUCAAAGAGCAAGCUGUAGCCAGAGGGACCAGCUCAGCCUAGGGCUUCAAGGAUUGCCCCUCUCCCCCCAACUUCCUACAGUCGAGGGCUGGGCCUUCUGUCCGCAAACCCAAUAAAGAGACUAGUACCACUGGA